UUAUAGUCUUUUAAUAAUAAUUUAAUUUUUGGACAUACCAUACCGCUACACAAAGCAAGCUAAGAUAUGGCACUAUUUAUUUAUUUUCUAUGUACUCUAAGGUAGGAAUAAGUGUAUGCUGUGCAGACUAGCUUUUAAUGAUACUAUUGACCAACUAAUCUGGUAGUAUUGUAAUUGUUUUUGUAUUACCAUUUGCCACUUCCAUGAAAACAUGAACAUUAACCUUACAAUUACCAGUAUACAACUAUCACUAUAGUAACAUUGUGCUUGAGAAAGAUAACCAAUAAGUCAAUGAUGAUAAUACUUUAUUAAGGUGCAUGUGCACGAAAAUCUAAAAUAGCAUUUUCACAUCAAUCUCAUGAUUUUGCAUGUACAUCUCCAGUAUCGAGCGUACUUUAUUUAUUAGUACUAAGCUACAGCUGUAUAGUCAAGUAAUUUAAGAUAUUAUUACUAAUGAGUGAGUAGUAAGUGGAAAUAUGCAUGACUAACCUUAUUAAUGUCAUCACAACAAGCACAAUUAUGGUUUACUAUGUACUUUAGACAAGUUAUGCACACAUUAAUAAUAACAUGUCUUGCAGAGAAGAAUUAUUUUUAUCUUAUUCAUAGGGCAUGCAGAUUAAUGUUUAAGCUAGUAUGUUGAGUUUGUUACAAAUAAAGAUCUUCAGCAAGUAAAAAAGAGCAACAUCUUGAAACUCAGCCUUUUGCUACAUAAAUUGUGUAGCUCUUAAUAGAUUUAUACAGCUAAUUAACUAUUCUAACUUUACUCUAGACAGGAUGUUAUUGCAUCUGUUACUAUAUAAAGCAGUAUAGAUCUAUAAAAAUAGUCUAUCCUUGGCAAAACUCAUCUGCAAGGUGCAGUUAUGAUAAGGCUAGCUCUGCUUGUCCUUUUGCUUGCAACUGUUAACUGUAGCCCAACUAAACGCAGCUGGAGUGGCCCAGGGCCAGACAAAAAUGAUGACCAUCUGUUGGAGCCAUUAGCAGUCAAGCCAGAAGACAAGGAAGAAAGCAAUCUAGACCUUGGUGAAGAACAUACUCAAGACAAAAAGGAUGACCUAGAUGAUGACAAGAAUGACAAAAAUACCAAUAACCAAGAUGACCAUGAAGAUAAUGAUGAAGAUGACAAAAACAUUAACAAAGAUAAUGGUGAUGAAAAGUAUAACUUUAAGACUGAGAUAACAGAAUUGACAGAGGAAGUUACCCAAGUACCAGCUAAUUUAAGUGGAGAGUAUAGUAGUGGUGAAGAUAUUUUAGAGGGAGAUAUCAAACUGACUCCAGAGCAGGCUGCACUAUUCAAGCGUAGUGGGUGGGAUGGGUUAGUCAAUUCUGAAGCCUGGCUUCGUGGUCACGGCAAAUGGUCAAGGACUAUUCCAUACACAAUUAAUGGAGUUGCUACAAGGGAAAUAAAUGCCUUAAACAAUUCAAUUCAAAUUUUCAAUGAACACACUUGUUUAAGAUUUAUUCCAAAACGAGACUAUAAUAAUGAUUACAUCGAAUUUAUCAGUAAUGGAGGUUGCUGGUCCUAUAUUGGUAAACUAAAUAAUGCUAGUCCUCAGCGAAUCUCAUUAUCUAGUGGUUGCCAUCUUGCAGUCCCUGCUCAUGAGAUAAUGCAUGCACUUGGGAGAUAUCAUGAACAAUCACGAGCUGACAGGGACACUUAUGUCAGAAUAAUAACUAGCAAUAUAAGAAGUGGACGUGAAAGAAAUUUUAACAGACAAAAUAAUUCCGACAGUCAAUCUCUACCAUAUGAUUAUCUUUCAUUGAUGCAUUAUAGUAGAUAUGCUUUCAGUAAAAAUGGUCGUCCUACAAUUAUACCAAUACCUGAUGCAAGCGUCACCAUUGGCCAGAGAAACAGGAUGUCAUUAUAUGAUAUACAGCAUGUCAAUAUUCGAUACUGCCCAGAAAGAGCACUUCGAUUAGUGGGAGGAAAUGGAUCAUAUGAAGGAAGGGUUGAAGUGUACUGGGAUGAACGGUGGGGAACUGUCUGUGAUGAUUAUUUUGGUCAAAAUGAUGGUCGUGUCAUUUGCAAGUAUUUGGGUUUCCCUGAUGUUGCUGCAACAUACCGUAGAGCUCGAUUUGGGCAGGGAACUGGUCCAAUAGUAAUGGAUGACCUACGUUGUGCUGGUAAUGAGUACAGUCCUUUUGCAUGUCCUAUGAGGACUAUUGGUACUCAUAACUGUGGUCAUCAUGAAGAUGCUAGUGUAAUGUGCGAGAAAAAUGUUCGUCUUGCUGGUGGUUGUGUUACUAGCAACUAUGCUGUUGGCCGCUUGGAAGUGUAUGCUGAAGAUCAUUGGGGAACCGUCUGUGACGAUUUAUUUGGCAUAAAUGAUGCGCAUGUUGUUUGUCGUCAACUAGGAUACAGGACAGCUAGUCAUGUCUACCCUCGUGCUCUCUAUGGACAAGGUACUCUUCCAAUAUUGAUGGAUGAUGUGCAGUGUACUGGUGGAGAGGCACAGAUCACUCAUUGUCCCAGUACUCCUAUUGGUGAACACAACUGUCGACACUAUGAAGAUGUUAGUGUUCGCUGUGUUAAUUGAAUUGAACACUGAUAAUGAACAUUAUCAAGAACAGACAUAUUAGAUUUUGUAGUUGUUGAACUGUUGUAGCAAUAGACUUUAGUUCAUUAUGUAGUUGAUUUUGAUAUUUUAGUCAUCAGUUGAUAUUUCAAUAAUGUCA
Messenger RNA from Amphimedon queenslandica, 2673 nucleotides. RefSeq lists its product as uncharacterized. The transcript is spliced from 11 exons. Bases 861 to 2534 code for a protein of 557 amino acids. NCBI's taxonomy places the organism in Eukaryota, Metazoa, Porifera, Demospongiae, Haplosclerida, Niphatidae. The record is from RefSeq and is a predicted model, not a curated record. Gene Ontology annotation, molecular function: zinc ion binding; metalloendopeptidase activity. Gene Ontology annotation, cellular component: membrane. Gene Ontology annotation, biological process: proteolysis.